Sodiomyces alkalinus F11 is the source of this 2178-nucleotide messenger RNA. Its product is annotated as P-loop containing nucleoside triphosphate hydrolase protein. The annotation marks the transcript as partial. NCBI's taxonomy places the organism in Eukaryota, Fungi, Ascomycota, Sordariomycetes, Glomerellales, Plectosphaerellaceae. Gene Ontology annotation, biological process: maturation of SSU-rRNA. Gene Ontology annotation, molecular function: nucleic acid binding; RNA helicase activity; ATP binding. The record is from RefSeq and is a predicted model, not a curated record. Gene Ontology annotation, cellular component: 90S preribosome. The transcript has a single exon.
AUGGACAUCUUGAAAGUACUCUCGCGAGGUAUUAAACAACCUUCAAAAACCACUAAGAAUGUCGCAAAUGGCAAAGCCAACCUUCCCUCGGCCGGCAACAAAAUCAAUCCCCAGCUGUUCCACGACAAUGUGAGCACGUCGAGGGGCAGCAAGCGGAAACGACCCGACGAUGCUGAAGGCGACAACGCCGACGCCGAUGCUGACCUACCCGAGGUCGACUUCUUUGCCCCCAACUCGACUCCGUCCGAGGAAACGAAGAAUGGUGAGGCCGCUGCCUCAUCUCAACACGUCGAGGCAGCAACGACCGUCUCGUCCUCCUCUGCCACUCCUCCGACCCUCCUCAGCGAGGAGGAAUGCCGACAGCUCCUGCGAUCUCACCGCCUGAAGCUCACCCUCCUCUCCAACCGACACGUGAAAUCCAAGUCCAAAAUUACCAAGACCAAAAAGAACAAGAAGGCCAAGGUGGAGGUGGGGGUCGAGGUCAAGGACGAUCCUGUGCAGUUCUACCCCCAACCCUUGAGCAGCUUUCGCGAGCUCCGCAGCGUCUACAACAUCCCCUCCAAGUUGGCCGAGAACAUUCAACACGAGGGUUACAAGAUGCCCACCGAAGUACAGCUGGGAAGCCUGCCGCUGCUGCUACGUCCCGAGCUGGCCUUGGAGAAUGUGCCCAACAGCGAAGAGAUGGGUGACGUCUCUGCUGGAAUCGAUUUCCUCGCUAUUGCGCCCACGGGUAGUGGCAAGACCAUUAGCUUUCUCGUGCCGGCUAUCGACAGCAUACUAAGGCGGAGAGCGGCGGCGGCGGAGGAGGAGGAGGAGGAGGAGGGGGAGGAGGAGGGGGAUGAAGCCAAGGAGGGGCACCAGUUGCGGGCCAUUGUGAUGGCGCCGACGAGGGAACUCGUCUUCCAGAUCGUCAAUGAGGGAAGGAAACUGGCCUUGGGCACGGGUAUCAAGAUCUCUGGCAUGAGGAAAGGCGUCAAAUUGCCCACCGAAGAACAAGAGAAGGAGCACACGACAGAGUCGGACGAAAGUGAAGAGGACGAAGAAGAGGCGGAGGAGUCUUCGGAUGAUGAAGACGGUAAGCCCGGAGACAAGGCGUCGAGACCCGUCACCAGAGCGGAUAUCCUUGUCACCACGCCUGCGAUGCUGUAUGGCCAUCUCACCUCGGGAUCUUCAUCUUCGAAAACCCGAAAGAUCCUACCAACUGUACACUCUCUCAUCCUCGACGAGGCAGACGUUCUCCUAGACCCAAUAUUCCGCGAGCAGACCCUCGGCGUCUGGUCAGCCUGCACGAACCCCAACCUGCGGGCCUCCUUUUGGUCGGCCACCAUGUCCUCCACCAUCGAGAGUCUCCUCAAGGAAACGCUGGCCUCAAGGUCGGCGUCCACGUCGACCCGGAUCCCCCUGGUCCGCCUCGUCGUCGGCCUCAAGGACACCGCCGUACCCAACAUCACCCACAAGCUGACCUACACGGCUUCGGAGCAAGGCAAGCUGCUAGCCCUGCGCCAGCUCCUCCGCCCCACCACUGCCGACGACUCGGGCCCUCCUCUCCGCCCCCCCUUCCUCGUCUUCACCCAGACCAUCGACCGCGCCUCCGCCCUGCACGAGGAACUCAAAUACGACAUCCCCCUCGCCGCCGGCGGCCCCACCCGCAUCGCCGCCCUGCACAGCGGCCUCUCCGACGCCGAACGCGCCGGCAUCAUGCGCCGCUUCCGCGCCGGCGACAUCUGGGUCCUGAUCACCACCGACGUGCUCGCCCGCGGCGUCGACUUCGCCGGCGUCAACGGCAUAGUCAACUACGACAUCCCCGGCUCCACCGCCGCCUACGUCCACCGCGCCGGCCGCACCGGUCGCGCCGGCCGCGAGGGCGGGCUCGCCGUCACCUUCUACACCAAGGACGACAUCCCCUUCGUCAAGACCGUCGCCAACGUCAUCGCCCUCAGCGAGCGCCAGGCCGGCAAGAAGGGCGACGACGCCGCCGUCCAGAAGUGGCUCCUCGACGCCCUCCCCGACGUCAACAAGGACGACCGCAAGCGCCUCAGGGAGCGCGGCGUCGAGUCCCGCCGCUCCGGCGGCGCCCAUGCCAAGGUCACAUCGCAGAGCGGCUGGGAGCGCCAGAAGGAGAAUAACCGCAAGGGCGCCGUCGAGGCGAGCAAGAAGCGGAAGAAGCAGGAGCGGCAA